AAACCCCUGUUACAAGCCUUGGAUUUUGUGGAUGGAUUUUGGUGAUGGUCUCAUUGUUGUUCACAGUUGCAACUUUCCCAUUUUCAAUAUGGAUGUGCAUAAAGAUCGUGAAAGAAUAUGAAAGAGCCAUCAUCUUUAGAUUGGGUCGCAUUGUGCAAGGGGGAGCCAAAGGACCUGGUUUGUUUUUUGUUCUGCCAUGCACGGACAGCUUCAUCAAAGUGGACAUGAGAACGAUUUCAUUUGACAUUCCUCCUCAGGAGAUUCUCACUAAGGACUCCGUGACAGUCAGCGUGGACGGGGUGGUCUAUUACCGCGUCCAGAACGCGACCCUGGCUGUAGCAAACAUCACCAACGCGGACUCAGCAACCCGUCUUUUGGCCCAGACUACCCUGAGGAAUGUCCUGGGCACCAAGAACCUUUCUGAGAUCCUCUCUGACAGAGAAGAAAUUGCACACAACAUGCAGAGCACACUGGAUGAUGCCACUGAUGACUGGGGAAUCAAGGUGCAGCGUGUGGAAAUCAAGGAUGUGAAGCUCCCUGUCCAGCUCCAGAGGGCAAUGGCUGCAGAAGCAGAAGCAUCCCGUGAGGCCAGGGCCAAGGUCAUUGCCGCUGAGGGAGAAAUGAAUGCAUCCAGGGCUCUGAAAGAAGCUUCCCUAGUCAUCACCGAAUCGCCUGCAGCCCUUCAGCUCCGGUAUCUUCAGACACUGACCACCAUUGCUGCUGAGAAAAACUCGACGAUUAUCUUCCCUCUGCCCAUAGAUAUGAUGCAAGGCAUUAUGGGGGCAAAAAAGUGAGGCAUAUAGGCCAACAGAGAUGAGCUCUUCCCUUCCAAGGGUGAAGUGGGGGACCAAAUCAGCCUUUAACCCACCCCUAAGGAGAGAGUAGGGUGGGAACCUUGACUAAUCUCCCUCCCUUUCUUUUUCCAUAUGUUGAGUGUGAUGGUCUUAGAAUGUAUAGCGAUCCUAGGAUCCAACA
Molecule: messenger RNA, 975 nt
Organism: Hipposideros armiger (great roundleaf bat)
Lineage: Eukaryota; Metazoa; Chordata; Mammalia; Chiroptera; Hipposideridae
Gene: STOM
Product: stomatin
Exons: 6
Coding region: 45-794 (249 amino acids)
Cellular component (GO): plasma membrane
Source: RefSeq, a predicted model, not a curated record